Messenger RNA from Echinococcus granulosus, 1566 nucleotides. RefSeq names its product putative tRNA(His) guanylyltransferase. Gene Ontology annotation, cellular component: ribosome. The coding region runs from base 1 to 1566 and encodes 521 amino acids. Gene Ontology annotation, biological process: translation; tRNA modification. Gene Ontology annotation, molecular function: magnesium ion binding; structural constituent of ribosome; tRNA guanylyltransferase activity. The record is from RefSeq and is a predicted model, not a curated record. Lineage: Eukaryota; Metazoa; Platyhelminthes; Cestoda; Cyclophyllidea; Taeniidae. The transcript is spliced from 10 exons.
AUGGCCAACUCAGUGUACGCCUACGUGCGCGACUACGAGGCCGAGGUGCCGUGCCUGCCCAACACGUGGAUAGUGGUGCGAUUGGAUGGCCAGACCUUCCACAGGUUUGCUGACAAGCAUGCCUUCGUGAAGCCCAACGACGAGCGCGCACUGAGGCUGGCCUGUGCGGCAGCGAGGCGCGUCAUGCACCAGCACGGUGACAUUGUCCUCGCCUACGGUCAAUCCGACGAGUUUAGCUUCGUCUUUAGACGCUCUACUGACUCGUUUAAUCGACGUCCCAGCAAAUUGAUGACGACAGUGACCUCGCUGUUCGCUUCGUCCUACGUUUUUGAGUGGCCUAAGUACAUGGUGGACACGCCAUUGCUCUAUCCACCCGCCUUUGACGGUCGCGUUGUCCUCUAUCCCACCGACAAAAACCUACGCGACUACCUGGCCUGGCGUCAGGUUGACUGUCACAUCAAUAAUUUGUACAAUACGUGCUUCUGGAACCUCGUCCAGCGUGGAGGACUGACAACAGCCGCGGCUGAGGAGAGGCUGCGUGGGACAUUGUCUUCAGAUAAGAAUGAAAUACUCUUUUCCGAAUUCGGCAUUAAUUACAACAACGAACCGCAAUUGUUCCGGAAAGGAACGGUGAUUUUCAGGAAGGGGCCGAAGAAGAUGGCAGUGGAGGAACGAAAUUGUGACAUAAUAAAGGACGACUUUUGGAUCGAGAAUCCGCAUUUAUUGGACCCUGCUACGAUAUUCCAAAAAUUGGGUCUCAAUGCUGUUGGUGUUUGUUAUCGGACCACUCUUCAACCCACUAGGCUCUUAUUAGCCCUUGCGAAAGGUGGACAUCUUCUGCGCUCUAUUUCCACUCUUCCCCUUAUAAAGAAGGUUGCGGUUUCCUCUGCCCUCCAGACUCAACAUCUUUGCCAGUUCUCCACUGGCAAAUGUCUUGAAUCAGGCCAAGCAAUGACAUCUCGUCUCACUGGCAAAAAAACCAAAUUGUGGGAACUCUACAACGAAGUCGUCUAUCCUCCAGGUGAAAAUACCACCGUUACAGCUGAUGGCGAAGAAUCCGUUGAACCUCGGCCUGCUGAAGUCACCUAUACGAAGGAGAAUAUCUUGUAUAGCCAAAAAAAGCUCUGGUUGCUGGCUUUUAUGAUCCGUGGCUUGUCUGUGGACGAGGCUUUUCAGCAGCUUGGCUUCCGACCAGAAAAGGGAGCUCGAAUCCUCGAAAAGGCCCUUGAAGCUGCCAUCGAAAGGGCAGUUACAGAACACGACGUCGAGUUUUGCACAAAUUUGUGGGUUGAGCAAGCACUGGUACUGCGAGGUGAUAGCGUCCCGCGAAUCCACAAGGGCCUCCGAACUACAGUGUCGAAGUCGAACUAUCAUUACGCACGACUGAUGCUGCGUUUGCGCGAGGGUGUUCCACCAGUACUUUACCAUCCCUACCGCAUCCGCAAUUCCUGGCAUCCCGCGCCCAACUGCCCCGCAGAUGGCGCGCCGGGUUGGGGCUCCGCUCACGACAUUCUCGACAUACAAAUACGCAAACUCCGGCGCCGGCGUAUCCCUGGCGAACUCUAG